Puma concolor (puma) is the source of this 2091-nucleotide messenger RNA. The record is from RefSeq and is a predicted model, not a curated record. Lineage: Eukaryota; Metazoa; Chordata; Mammalia; Carnivora; Felidae.
CUGAAGAAUAUGAUGGCUGAAAACAAUUUAAAAAUGCUAAAGAUUCAACAGUGUGUAGUAGCCAACAAACUACCUAGAAACAGGCCAUAUAUUUGCAAUAUUUGCUUCAAGCACUUUGAAACGCCAUCAAAAUUAGCUAGGCAUUAUCUCAUUCAUACUGGUCAAAAGCCAUUUGAAUGUGAUGUGUGUCAUAAAACUUUUAGACAACUGGUUCAUCUGGAGAGACAUCAACUAACUCAUAAUCUGCCUUUUAAAUGUAGCAUUUGUCAACGCCACUUUAAAAAUCUGAAGACGUUUGUGAAGCACCAACAACUUCACAAUGAAACCUACCAGAAUGACGUUAAACAGGUCAGAAGAUUGCUGGAGGCCAAGCAAGAAAAGCCGGUAUAUGGGAUGUAUCAUACUUUUACCACAGAGGAAAGAUGGGCAUUACACCCGUGCUCUAAAUCUGAUCCUGCAUACAGCCCUACAAAGAAAAGAAAGAAUAUUCAUGCAUGUACGAUCUGCGGCAAGAUGUUUCCAUCACAAUCAAAACUUGAUAGGCAUGCACUUAUUCAUACUGGUCAGAGGCCUUUUAAGUGUGUCCUGUGCAGUAAGUCUUUCCGACAGUCAACUCAUUUAAAAAUUCAUCAACUCACGCAUUCAGAAGAAAGACCUUUUCAAUGUUGUUUUUGUCAAAAAGGAUUUAAGAUUCAAAGCAAACUUCUGAAGCAUAAACAAAUCCAUACCAGGAAUAAGACCUUUCAGACUCUUUCAUUAAAGGUGAAGAGUCCAGAAUCAUGCCCGCUGCCUAAUAAAUUAAAUGCAAAGCAGGAUAGUUUGGAAAAUGGUGAUUUAGGUGAAUCUGAGGAGAAUAAUCCACUUGAUGUCCACUCUAUUUAUAUCGUCCCUUUUCAGUGUCCAGAGUGUGAAGAGUGUUUUGAAUCAGAGCAGAUUCUCAAUGGACAUAAGUGUUUUCCUGCCAGAGGUGGCAAAAUGCCAAGCAGGCUCAAAAGAAGCUACAACUAUAAAACCGUUGUUAAAAAAAUCUUGGCUAAACUUAAACGUGCUGGGGGUAAGAAAUUAGAUAAUCUUCGAUCUGAGAAAAAAGUAUUUAAAAACAAUUUCUUGGAAAAUUGUGAUCUUAUUUCCGGUGAGCAGAGCCCUGAACAAACCCAGAGAACAUUUAUGGGCCCUCUUGGCAAGCAUGGAACAUACAAGACAGUUGGCAAUAAAAAGAAGAAAACAUUGACUUUGCCAUUUUCUUGGCAAAAACACUUCCAGAACCAAAAUGUGGGUAAAAACUUGAAAGGUAUCCUUACGACAGAAAACAUGUUAACUAUAGAUAAUUCAGCGAAUAAUAAAGACGUAUCUAUCUACGGUUCAUCAGGUGAGGAAUUCUUUAAUAACUGUGAAGUGCUUCAGUGUGGUUUUUCAGUUCCAAGUGAAAACCUACAUACUGGACAUAAGAUGUGUCCUUGUGACAAAUGUGAGAAAGUGUUCCCUUCUAUAUCCAAACUACAAAGACACUAUUUAAUUCAUACUGGACAGAGGCCUUUUGGCUGUAAUGUUUGUGGGAAAUCUUUUAGACAGUCAGCUCAUUUAAAAAGACACAAAUUAACUCAUAUUGAUAAGAUUCCUUAUAGACGAUCUCUUUGCCAAGUAGAAUUUGAAAAUUUGAACCAACUUCUCAUUCAUCCAGGUGAUAAUAUUAACUAUAAUGCUUCCCAACAAUGUCAGACUCCCGGUUUCCAAAAAUAUGAGGCCUCAGAGUCAGAUCAAAUAUCAGAAAUAAAAGUUAAGGCAGAAUCGGAGGAUUUCAUUCUUAGUCCCCCCUAUAGGAACAGGCAGCCCUAUCUCUCUAGUGUACUUUUGCAGUCAGAACAGAGCCAUCACGGUCACUGUUGUGGUUAUUCAGGGCGGGCGGAGAGGAAUGAUGGCCUUCUCUACCAAUGCAGCGUUUGUUCCAAGAGUUUUAGAUCUCCAUCUAAACUGGAAAGACACUAUCUAAUUCACGCAGGGCAGAAGCCAUUUGAAUGCUCAGUCUGUGGCAAAACAUUCAGACAGGCUCCUCAUUGGAAGAGACAUCAACUUACUCAUUUUAAGGAGUGA